Molecule: messenger RNA, 1272 nt
Organism: Hyaloscypha bicolor E
Lineage: Eukaryota; Fungi; Ascomycota; Leotiomycetes; Helotiales; Hyaloscyphaceae
Product: glycoside hydrolase family 132 protein
Exons: 2
Coding region: 1-1272 (423 amino acids)
Biological process (GO): fungal-type cell wall organization
Cellular component (GO): cell surface; fungal-type cell wall
Source: RefSeq, a predicted model, not a curated record
AUGAAGUUCUCUAGAAUCGCGCUGCUGGGCACAGCUUCCCUCGCGCUCGCCCAGCAUCAUAACCAUGCUCGCCAUCAUGCCCGGCACGGCUCUCCUGUCGAAGGACGAGACAUCGUUACUGUCACAAGCGUGGAUCCAACGACGGUGACCCUAUACGAGCUCAAUGGCGAAUUCCUCGAUUGGGCUGUGGUUGAAGCUGGACUCAAGUCUGGAAUUUACGUCCUCAUGGGUGACGCAAUCUCCACCGUUAUUCCUGCAACUACCUCUACUCCGACGCCAACUCCGUCAGCGGUCUUCUACCAGGAGAAGAGCAGCACCAAAACUACUCCUACCUCCACCUACGUCGCUCCGACUACUACCACCGCUCCUCCUCCGGCGGCCACUACCACCGAAGCUUCCUCAACCUACAGCUCAUCUCCAGGUAGUUGGCCUGAUUUCGUCAGCGGUAAAGUCAAGUGCAGUCAUUUUCCCUCUGAAUAUGGUCCUGUGGCUGCGGAUUGGCUUGAUCUUGGAGGCUUCACUGGAGUUCAGUCAGUGAAUAGCGACUUCGAACUGGCUGUCUCGGCUGCCAUCUCUUUCAUUUCCACUGGCCUCUCUGGCAGUGGCUGUACUGCAAACUCCUUCUGCUCUUACGGAUGUCCCGCCGGAUACCAGAAGUCUCAAUGGCCAGCGGCGCAAGGAACCACUGGGCAGUCUAUUGGAGGUCUUUACUGCGGCAGCGAUGGGUACCUGCACCUUUCGCGCGAGGAAUACCCGCAACUCUGUACACCUGGUGUUGGAAACGUUUUCGUCAAAAACACUCUCAGCAGCAACGUUCCCAUCUGCCGAACCGAUUACCCUGGUACCGAGUCCGAGACCAUUGCACUCAAUGUACUGCCUGGAACGACCGAUGCACUCACCUGUCCUGAUGCCAAAACCUACUAUGUCUGGGAGAACUCUUACACGUCCGCUCAAUACUAUGUCAACCCCGCCGGAACCACUGUUGGGGACGCCUGCGUUUGGGGUUCUCCUGGUGGCAACGUUGGUAACUGGGCUCCCGUCAAUAUUGGUGUUGGAAAGGCCAUCACUGGUGAAACAUUCAUCUCCAUGUUCCAGAAUGCUCCAACAAACCCAGACGGCAAGCUUAACUUCAACAUCGAGAUCGACGGAGGGGUCAGCGGUAGAUGCACCUACAAGAAUGGAGUCUUCUAUAGCAACGGUGUCGUAUCAUCGACGGGCUGCACACGUGGUAGCAACAUUGAAUUUUACUCUCAUUCGAUUCGAUCCGUGUAA